CUCAUUCUGAUAUAGAUAAGUACGGAAACCGGUUCACAUCGGCAAUCGGCUACACCCACGUGAUUCCAAAACCAAGCAAGGUUGGCGUGGCACUGCAAUAGCUCUUUCUGCCUUCUUCUAUUCCAAUUCCAAAGUCACAUUUAUUUGUAUUUUUCAUUCAUCUUUGUCUUCGUAACGGAAAUUCUAUUCUGUGGAGACAGCAAUUUCUUCUUCUGCGCUGAAAAUCAAUCUAUAUCGAUAUCUCCAGGCCACUUGAUCUUUGAAUUGAUUUGAAAUUAUUGCGGAUGGAUUUGUCUGCCCUUAUUUGUGACACAGAACAAUGGAAGAACUUGAAGGCCCCUGUUGAUGACAUCAAAAAGACGCAUUUACGUGAACUGAUGAGUGACACCGAGCGAUGCAAAUCAAUGAUGUUAUAAACAGCACAGAGAACAGGCCUGUCCUACAUGUAUCACUCCGUGCUCCAAGGGAUGCAAUUAUAAACUGUGAUGGGAAGAAUGUGGUCCCAGAUGUUUGGCGAGUGCUUGACAAGAUCCAAGAAUUCUCUGAGAGGGUCCGCAGUGGUUCCUGGGUUGGAGCAACAGGAAAAGCAUUGAAGGAUGUGAUUUCUAUUGGCAUUGGUGGAAGCUUCUUAGGCCCUCUUUUUGUGCAUACUACUCUCCAAACAGAUCCAGAGGCUAUUGAAUGUGCGAGAGGACGCCAGCUGCGGUUUCUGGCAAAUGUUGAUCCAGUUGACGUUGCUAGAAAUAUUACUGGGUUGAACCCUGAAACUGCCCUAGUGGUUGUGGUUUCAAAGACUUUUACGAUGGCUGAAACUAUGUUGAAUGCUCGGACACUGAGGGAAUGAAUUUCAUCUGCUUUGGGGCCUCAGGCAGUUGCAACGCAUAUGGUUGCUGUCAGUACUAAUCUAAUGGUAUUAUAAUUUUCAUUUAUCUAUUGUGCUUGGUCGGUUUUUUCUUGUGGUCUAAAUUUCAUCUAUUUGUUCAUAUAUACUGCUAUUGGCUGCCAUUUUUGCGUGUGCCUCCCUUGCUUAUACAAUUUGGUUGUGUCCAGAGUAAAGCUUC
Camellia sinensis is the source of this 1061-nucleotide messenger RNA. NCBI's taxonomy places the organism in Eukaryota, Viridiplantae, Streptophyta, Magnoliopsida, Ericales, Theaceae. The record is from RefSeq and is a predicted model, not a curated record.